Molecule: messenger RNA, 4110 nt
Organism: Hydatigera taeniaeformis
Lineage: Eukaryota; Metazoa; Platyhelminthes; Cestoda; Cyclophyllidea; Taeniidae
Source: the annotation of a GenBank genome assembly
AUGAAACGAGAGCUGUCUCCCGAUAUUAAAUCCAUUUUAAAAGAAAAUGAUAUCUGUGUUAAUUCGAAACAAAAGUUGAAGAAAAUUCGUAAUUUGAUGAAAUAUCCUCCUCCUAUGACAGAAGCGCAUCGCACAGCCCUUAAUUCCUCUUUGCACAGUGUAACUUUGGAUUUCAUCGAUAGCUUGGAAGUUGAACGCCGUCUCAACUUCGCUCGGUCAAUAUGUGUAGGUCUCGAAUCCCGCAUUCCAGACUCGAUUGGAACCGCUUGUAAGACUUCUCAACGAAGAGAACUUGAGGUGUCUUCUGUUGUGGAUCCCUACGAUAGGGGUUUCUUCUCUGCACUUCCUGAAAUCUUUGAUGUUCUUUGUACUGCUCAUAUGGAAGAGAAGCGCUUAGACGAGGACUUACCAAAAUUUCUGGACAUUCGCAAAACCUCAGUUUCCAAGGGCUUUUCCAUAGUCAUCGAAGAUUUGGAGCAUACUUGCUUCUGCAUCACUGUGGGUAAUCCUCAUGGCCAGGAUUUCGCGGCUUUAAUUAGGACUUACUUGUCAAUUGAUGACCGGGCCAAACAUCUGAUGACCUUGUUGUUGAAGUUUAUCCAGCUGGCCUCUAUAGAAGAUCUCCCCAAACCAGCGCUUUAUGUUUUGGUCAUAUUCUUUCUUCAACGAACACAUCCUCCUGUUCUGCCAAAUUUGCACGAAAUCUCCUGUCAGCAUCGUGACACUCUUUCCGUCGCCUCCAUUGAGACGGUUAAGACGGAAGGAGGGGAUUCUUCCUACCUGAAGGAUCUAUCUGUGCUACCUCAGUUCUUUUCUUUGGGCCGAAAUUCUAUGACGGUUGCGGACAUGUGGUUGAAGUUCUUGCGGUUUUAUGUAUUCGAAUUUCAAUCCCAAUCCUGCAUCGUCUCGAUAACCCAUUCUGGGCCGAUUCCUAGAUCGUCUCGAAAGUGUAAUUUAUUGGGGCUAUGGGUGGAACACCCAUUUUCCCCUAGUACGCCGCUGACAAAAAACCUCUCACGUCCUGUGGAGAAAUUCAUUCGAGACCAAUUAUUAGCGGCUUACUGCUAUUUUGCCAUUCCUCGUCUCGCCAAAACCGGUCGUCCGGUAUUCGUCAACGUGCUAGUGCAUACGAUCCAGCCUCCUAGAGAACAAGCUAUAAAAUCUCCAAAAUCGAUUUCGCUGAAUUUUAUCUCUUCUACUGAUCUGGGGCAUCAUCUGAAUAAGUUCAGCAAUUUGCGUUUCGCCCAGGUCACUUCUCUAUUUACGGCCUAUGUUGACAAUGCAUUGGUCUCCCAAGCGUCGUCGGAGGUAACUAUUUCCGCAAGUACUGAAGCCACUGUUGAGGACAAAACUCUUGGUCUUGGAGACGUUCUCAUGGAGACGCUUCGGUUAGCAUACGGUGAGAUCUGCCCAGCUGAUUCUGUCGCAAGUAUCCAGCGUUCCUGUCACAAGAGGGCGAGUCGUUAUUUACGCGGCGGUGGUUUUGGCAUCAGGUUAACCUCAUCACAGGCAAUAGAAUUUUUUCGUGCCUAUUGCAGAAAUCUGUGGCAGCAUGUUCAGUGUAAAUAUCAAAAUGGUUCUAACCAUGCAAUGGAAGGCCAACUAGCUCGUAUAGGUGAACGGAUUCUAACUAUGACUGUUCGUGGUAUGUUCUACGUACUACGGAAGUCUCCUCCAGCACCAAAUUGUAACACCGAAGGUGAAGGUAUGGGACUAGAUAUCUCACAGAGCCCCGAUAAAUUGUCCCCUGUAAUGAGUAAAAGGGAACCUUCUUGCUCAGAAGAUGGCGAAGGAGACGUGAGUAGAGGAUUCCAGGAGGCGGAUGUUGGGCAAGGGGAUAAGUCGACCUACAUUUCUGACGAUCCAGAGUUAAGUACUAGAAAUGUCGAACCAAUUGGCAAUGUUCUAAAUGAUGUUUGCAACAUUGAGGAGGUAGAAUUGGCGGAAAAAAUGAUGAAUGCUCGUCGAGAUUGCAUCGGAGGCGAUGGACUAAAUGGUGCCUCGGGUGAUCCCUGGAGCAAGUAUAUAAAAAUGGAUACCGAUAUUGUCAUAUUUCAAGAUUCGAAUAAACCGGGUUAUUAUAGUUCUACUGAGUUGAACCUCUUGAAGUCGGAGGACUUGUCAUUUUCAUUCACCGUUCGCCCAUCUUACGGCGCGGCUUCAUACUCCCCUAUACUUGGUUCCGAUGCUUCUGACCAACCUUCUUCUAUGAUUGCACACCCAUGGCACUGUAACAGCUCCUGUGCGGCCGAGCCUCAUGACUCAGUAAGUAUGUCUCUCUGGAAAAAGUUGGAGAGUAAAGUACCUCGAAUAUCAAAUCAAACGCAUCUCCAUGAUCUCUCCGAUUGCCUCAUUCAGCUAUCUCGAUUCCACUCUUCCCAAGAAAUAAUGAGUUUCCGUCAAGUGGUCGUUACUAAUUUGAAUAAACUGUUUCGUGCCGUGUAUCCCGACGUCUCAUUGAAGUUGUUUGGUUCUUGUGCCAACGGGUUUGAGACAUCAACUAGCGAUAUGGACAUUUGCAUUGUUUUCCCUCCAGACAGUCCUCAAGCCUCUUCAUUGUUAGAUGAUGCAGAACGGCUGAAGCUGCUCAAGACCUUCAGGCGAUUGCUGGGUAAAGGUUCACGGAACUUAGGGAUCUCAAACAUCCGACCCGUUUACUUCGCCAAAGUCCCUAUCAUCAAAUUUACCAUCUCAGAUUGUUUUGAAGUUGAUCUGAGCUUUUCUAACUUCCUGGCGAUCAACAACACGGAAAUGCUUAAUUUCUACAAUCGUAUCGAUUCACGUCUUCGAGUGUUGAAUAUUGCAUUAAAAAUCGUUCUUAAGGUCGGUUUACUUUGGGUCAUUUCCUUGUUUUUUCCCUCUUCUCUUUAUCGGUUUAGUGGCAUUCCUUUGCAGGCUUGCAAAGUUCCGAAGUCUGAUGCUGGAGGAAUUUCCUCGUAUGCCUUUGCUAUUAUGCUCAUCCAUUACCUCCAACAAAAGGAUUUUUUGCCCGUUUUGCAAGAGGCAAGUUCCCCUCUUCGUUCAUCAUACCACCUCUACGAAGGUAACGAAAAACCCGUAAUCAGUGUCGGCAGAUGGAACGUAUGGUACCAAAGUGAUAUGGAAAUGGUUCAUAAACUCUGGAAGCCGCCUGAAGAGGAUGUCUCCGUAGCCGACCUGUGGUUUGGCUUUCUUCGGUACUACUUGUUUGAGUUUGAUAGGGAGCGUUAUGUCGUCACUAUUAAACAAAAAAGUCGGUUGGAUCGCCUGGGGAAAUUAUGGGAGUCUCUCCUUGCUGUCGAGGGUAGGCCUGACUCAUUUGUAACUGCUCUGGCUGGUAUCUUGCUUAAUGCAUUGUUCUUCCUGACCCAUUAUUACGUAUUUAAUUGGCUGACCAUACUCUUCCAAUUAUAUGGGCCUUUUAUUCCACUUUUUCUCUUCAAUUCCAACAUCAAGCGUGCAUUUAGCUAUUUUUUUUCUCCUUCAGACCCCUUUAAUCUGCAUCAUAAUUUGACAAACUAUGUUGGUCGGAAAGUACUUAGCCAUGUUUUGAAUUCACUUUACAACACUCUUUUACACCACACUACGUUCGUCAGAGACCAAUUGACACCCAAUCAAUGGAAGUUCUACCUCUUCUCUGAAGAGAAACUGAAUCCUAAUAAUCAGCUUAAAGUGAUUAAAAAGAGCGAGCGUAAGGAUAGGCCUUCCAACGGUGUUCAGACGUCACAAGCGAAUUUAACACCUGCUUUGCAUUCUGCUGAAAUCAAUGGUGUCUUAACUCCUUCCAAUGCGGUACUCAGUCGUCGCCCUCGUAAGUCUGAGCCAUUCACUUUGGAUAAAGGAAGCGAUUGGUUCAUAUUUAUUCCUCGCCUUCCCGGAGGCGGACGUCUUCCUGCAAACGGUACCGGUGUCAAUCGUGCUGCUGCGAACUUAUCUGCUCCGUCGAAUCGUGCCCGCACGUCCAAUCAUCAGCAACAGUACCGAAGAUCUCAACAUGUGGUCUCGGCACCGUUUCGAGGUGGUACUGUCGGCCACCGUGGUGCUGGCGCUGGAGUCUAUUUUGCUAGAGGAGCCGAAAAUCGUAGUGGGAUACACCGAUCUCGUGGCCGCGGUCAACGCAGAAAUGCCUAA